AUGAAUGAAAUAUCAUCAGAUAAAACCUCGGUAAAGGUGUCUCGGUAUCCAGUAAGCAGUAAUUGCAUUAAUACUGGUUCUAAUGAAAGCGGUAAUCAAUUCGUGAUAACAAAGUGUAGAAGAAAUGAAAAUGAGAAUGUAAACCAAGAAACCAGUGAUGAGACUGAGCACGAAGAGAGAUUGCUAUCAGUAUACUGCCGGUCGGGCAGGCUGGGAGCUGCCCACUACACGCUACAGACCGGGGAGCUAUUCGUUCUAGAAGAGAUAGUAGACCGCCCACCAGAGUUCCAAAUGUUCUUGAACCUCUUCCGACAAGUGGAACCAGCUAAAAUACUGCUAGAAGGAAAAUCGCAAAGUGCCUUCCUGCAAACUGUCAAGACAACCGUGUUUGACCACGACGCCAAUGGGCAGGGUUCCUGCAAAUUGAUUCUUUUGUCUGCUCGAGAAUACAGUUUCGAAGCGUGCAAACGUCGCAUAUACUCCCUAUCGCUUCCCAACGAACCGGCCGACUGUACAGAGGAUGAGAGGAUGCUCUUCAUCCGAACAGUGGUGGACUUCACUCACACGCAGAGCGUGCACGCUCUCGGCGCGUUACUCCGCUACCUGGACCUCAACUGGUCCACUCUCAGUAUGGAGUUGCACAGCAAACCGCAGUUUUUGAGCUUGAGGAAAAUUUCUCUUGCGGAUAUAGUCACGAUAGAUGAAGACACGUACCGCGGCCUCCAGGUAUUCAGCUCCGUGUCGCACCCCAGCAACUUCAAGAAGGGUGUACAGGGCAGCAACAAGGAGGGGCUCAGUUUGUAUCACAUAUUCAGCAAGUGCUCCUCCAAGGUUGGCCAAAGUAGGAUGAGGGUAUUCCUGCAGCACCCUACAAAAGACCUGUCAGUGCUGAGGCGACGGCAGGACGUGGUGGCAUUCUUCAUGAGGCCACAAAACGAAACCACCAUGAAAAAUAUCUGCUCCUCGCUUAGAUUCAUCAAAAAUAUUAAUGGCAUACUUACAAAAAUGAAAGCUUUAUCAGCAAAGCCAUACCAAUGGAAGUCGCUUUACAACACGUUGUACAACGCGGUGUUAAUUUGCGAGAUUUGCGAGGGUGCGGGCAACACGAGCGAGUUCCUUCACCAGCUCGCCACCUGCGACAACAAUAAGCUGUACGAAAUGGCGCUGUACAUGAACAGAAUAAUAGAUUUUGACCUGUCCAAGUCUGAAGGCAAGUUCACCGUCAAGGCUGGAGUUGAUCCGGACUUAGAUAUAAAGAAGCAAACCAUGGCGAGCCUCCACGGGCUGAUGUCUGAGACCGCGAAGGUGGAGCUGGAGCGGCUGCCGCCGUUUGUGGAGGAGUGCACCAUGCUGUACAUGCCACACCUCGGGUACCUGCUCGGCGUGAAGGCCUGGGACGACUACCUCACCAUGGAACAGAAGCAGUUGCCUAACAUGAAGUUUAUGUUUCAGAAUAACGACUAUAUUCAUUACAAGAGUAAAGGUUGUGAAGAGCUGGACGUGCUGAUAGGCGACACGUACCCCGAGAUAGUGGCGCACGAGACGCGCAUCAUGAUGCGGCUCACCAGCAUCGUGCUGGACAACCUCUGCACGCUCGCUGACGUCAUCGACAAGUGCGCCGAGCUUGACUGCUUAAUAGCAAUAUCGAAAGUAUGCAAAGAGCUAAAUUUUGUGCGUCCCACACUCACCGAGGAGAAAGUGAUCAGCAUCAAGCAAGGGAGACAUCCGUUGCAUAUAUUGAACUGUGAGAACUUCGUGCCCAACGACACCGAGUCGAGCCAGGAGGCGGGAUACGUUAAGAUACUGACCGGACCCAACUCUAGUGGGAAGUCGGUUUAUAUGAAACAGAUUGCGCUGAUAGUGUACCUGGCGCACAUCGGCAGCUUCGUGCCCGCUGCAGAGGCGACCAUAGGUCUAAUCAGCCGCCUGCACUCGCGCCUGCACUCCGCAGAGUGCGUUGCUGCACAUAUGUCUGCUUUCCUCGUCGACUUGCGACAGAUGGCACUCGUCCUCCAAGAGUCGACCUCCAAUUCAUUGAUCAUAAUCGACGAGUUCGGCAAGGGUACUUCCGAAGUGGAUGGUCUAGCGCUACUCUCCGCCUGCCUCAACACGCUGCUGUUCCAGGGAGAGAACUGCCCUCACGUGUUCCUCUCCACGCACUUCCUCAACAUCAAGCAAUAUAUUGUUAAGACGCCAAUCGUCAGGUUCUUGAGCUUCGAGCACAUGGUGGAAGAUGGCGAACCAGUGUUCUUAUUCCGCGUACGCGAGGGCAGCUCAGAGAACAGCUUCGUGCUGCAGGUGGCCGCCGCCAGUGGCAUACAGCAGCGGCUCGUGGAGCGAGCCAAGACCGUACUGGCCAGUUUGAUGGUACGCACACAGGAAAGUUUUAUCAAGCCAGGACCCAAAGUAUAAAGCAUUAAAUCGUGCUUUAUUAAGUGAUGAGGAAGAGGUAGUAGUUUUUCCCAAGACAGAUAUUAAAUUUUCACUACUUCUUUUUUUUAAUGGGUGAUAAUGGAAUGGUAACCCCACCUGCGCUAU
Molecule: messenger RNA, 2538 nt
Organism: Galleria mellonella (greater wax moth)
Lineage: Eukaryota; Metazoa; Arthropoda; Insecta; Lepidoptera; Pyralidae
Product: mutS protein homolog 5-like
Exons: 17
Coding region: 1-2412 (803 amino acids)
Biological process (GO): mismatch repair; chiasma assembly
Cellular component (GO): nucleus
Molecular function (GO): ATP binding; mismatched DNA binding; ATP-dependent DNA damage sensor activity
Source: RefSeq, a predicted model, not a curated record